Messenger RNA from Schistosoma guineensis, 348 nucleotides. Lineage: Eukaryota; Metazoa; Platyhelminthes; Trematoda; Strigeidida; Schistosomatidae. The record is from the annotation of a GenBank genome assembly.
AUGACUUUCUUGAGACAGAAUGAUGAUGAUGAUGAUGAUGAUGAUGAUGAUGAUGAUGAUGAUGAUGAUGAUGAUGAUGAUGAUGAUGAUGAUGAUGAUGAUGAUGAUGAUGAUGAUGAUGAUGAUGAUGAUGAUGAUGAUGAUGAUGAUGAUGAUGAUGAUGAUGAUGAUGAUGAUGAUGAUGAUGAUGAUGAUGAUGAUGAUGAUGAUGAUGAUGAUGAUGAUGAUGAUGAUGAUGAUGAUGAUGAUGAUGAUGAUGAUGAUGAUGAUGAUGAUGAUGUUGUUGUUGUUGUUGUUGUUGUUGUUGUUGUUGUUGUUGUUGUUGUUGUUGUUGUUUAUUAUGCUUAG